GCGCGGGCAGGGCGCAUGCGCGCUCUCACCUCUAUGGUCAUUCCGUGGACUAGAGAAUCCAUCCCCAGCCGGGCGGCUUGUGAUUUCGUCACUUCCGGCGGACUCGGGGAGGUGCUGUCCCGGCGUCCGCCGCGCGCUCCCUCCUUCCGGCGCCGCCGCCAUCAGCAGAGCAGCAGGAUGGCGAUCCGCUACCCCAUGGCCGUGGGCCUCAACAAGGGCCACAAGGUGACGAAGAACGUGUCGAAGCCCAGGCAGUGCCGCCGCCGCGGGCGCCUGACCAAACACACUAAGUUUGUGCGAGACAUGAUCAGGGAAGUCUGUGGCUUUGCACCCUAUGAAAGACGUGCUAUGGAAUUGCUGAAAGUUUCCAAAGACAAACGUGCUCUGAAGUUCAUAAAGAAACGGGUUGGCACUCAUAUUCGGGCCAAGCGAAAGCGGGAAGAGCUCAGUAAUGUCCUGGCAGCCAUGAGGAAAGCUGCUGCAAAGAAGGAUUGAGCUGUUCAGUCUGUAACUCAAUAAAGUCCUUUCUCACAAAA
Messenger RNA from Dromaius novaehollandiae (emu), 536 nucleotides. RefSeq names its product ribosomal protein L36 (gene RPL36). The record is from RefSeq and is a predicted model, not a curated record. The transcript has 4 exons. Lineage: Eukaryota; Metazoa; Chordata; Aves; Casuariiformes; Dromaiidae. Bases 16 to 495 code for a protein of 159 amino acids. Gene Ontology annotation, cellular component: ribosome; cytosolic large ribosomal subunit. Gene Ontology annotation, biological process: cytoplasmic translation. Gene Ontology annotation, molecular function: structural constituent of ribosome.